AUGCACCAGUUCAUUAAAUCGCCUAAUGGCAGCUAUGGAAAAGUAAAAACCUUAUCCCGAAAGCUUUUGCUCUUUAAAAGGAUAAUGAGCAAUGGCGGCAGGGAGGAGCGCCGGGGACCGAAACUCAGUCGUCACCAGUGUCCGGGCUGCGUGUCCGCGCCCGGCGGGCGGCUCCCCACCUCUCGGGGGUCCGGGGACCUGGGAUGCCCCAUAGAACUCUCACAGGCGAACACGAGGAGCUCCAAAAACAAAUUCGCCCCGGGUCGUGUGUGGGAGGUGCCGGGCGCCUGUGCCAGCCUGCACGCUGCCUGCCCGGGGAAAGACAAAGCAUCCCUCCGGGAGCCAGCAGCGCCGGCCGCCCACCUGCCGCCCGGAGGUCUCCGGGGCCGGCGGAGGGAGAGGGCGCUGGGAGCCAGGCGAGGGCCGGGAUGCGGAGAGGCGGGGAGGCGGCCAGGCGGCCAGCGGGCGCGCGCGGUGGGCGGCGGCGGCGGCGGCGGCGGCGGAGGAGGGGAGCGCGGGUGGGCGGGCGGCGCCACGUCACGGCUAUUGUGGCUGUCCCGGUAUAUAAGGUCCCGCCCGCCAGCCGCCCUCCCCACCUUGCCUGCGCCCGCCCGGAGCCAGCGGUCCUUCACGUACCUCGCAUCCAGUGAGGUCCUGGCGCACGCUGGGGCUUGGGGUCCGCGCCCUAGGGGGGGUGGGGCCGCCCCCUGGGGACUGGCUUGUGCCCCCCACCUCGGGCCACGGGCCCGGACUCGGAGAGAGAAUCUAGUAGAAUCAGACCUGGUGGGACGGCAAUGUGGAGCCCACUUUCCACUCCGUGGCGGCUGCCUCCACCCUCCGCGGCCCCGGAAACAAAGCACCUCCGCGCGUGGGCUGGGAGGACUCCGCCCCACCUCGGGUUCCGCGCAGCCCUUCCCAGGCAGCCUGACGCCCACCGCCUGCUUUCACCCAGAAGUCCGAGGUGCUAGCGGGGAAGAGAAGGUGCGCUCCCCACCUCUGGAGCGCCUGGAGACCUCAGGCCCUUUGGGGAGGUCGUCCCUGGAUCCCAUGAACACCCCGCUUCCCUCUACGAGUGUCUUCGCGUCCCCAGCGCACCACACAAAGAGAGGGGACGAUACCCUUCGGGGGCGCUGCUCUCGUCCGUUCUCCGCUCAGAGCUGGUUCGUGGAUCCCGAGGAAGCCGCGGCUACCUGGCCCUAUCAACCCACCUCAGUCCCGCGUGUUUCGGGGCUGAGGCCUGGGCGGGGACCCUCUCCUGACCCUGUGCUCUCCCGAGGACGACUUUACAGUGGAAGUGCUUUUUCCUGGAAGCACAAGCUAUUGGAUUUAUUCAAAUCAAACAACUGUUGUAACGCCUCCAAGUAAUUCCUCCCAGCAUACCUCAGCUGCCCCCAAUCCAGCGAAUGCCACCACC
Molecule: messenger RNA, 1414 nt
Organism: Globicephala melas (long-finned pilot whale)
Lineage: Eukaryota; Metazoa; Chordata; Mammalia; Artiodactyla; Delphinidae
Source: RefSeq, a predicted model, not a curated record